Messenger RNA from Vigna radiata var. radiata (mung bean), 1272 nucleotides. RefSeq names its product hydroquinone glucosyltransferase-like. The record is from RefSeq and is a predicted model, not a curated record. The transcript has a single exon. The coding region runs from base 220 to 1170 and encodes 316 amino acids. NCBI's taxonomy places the organism in Eukaryota, Viridiplantae, Streptophyta, Magnoliopsida, Fabales, Fabaceae. Gene Ontology annotation, molecular function: UDP-glycosyltransferase activity.
UUCAAAAUUUGAUAAAUGUAAAGGCAAAUUAGUGCAUAUGCGCUUACAUCAUCCACUUUCAGAGAUAUGCGCAAAUAACAUUAAAACUAAGAGCCAAAGCAAGGUUUGCUACGUGGAUAACGGAAAGACAAAGGUUCGGUAUAUUUAUGCGAAAACACUCCGGUCACAAACACAGCAUCAUUGUUAGAGAAACAAAACCAUAGUCUUUGGUCUGUUUUCAUGGAAAAAACAGUUCAUAUAGCUGUUGUUUCUUGUCCUGGUUUCAGCCACCUUGUCCCUAUAGUUGAGUUCACUAAGCGACUUGUCAAACUUCAUCCAAAUUUUCAUGUUACCUGCAUCGUUCCCUCACUUGGGUCAACACCAGAAUCCUCCAUAGCUUACCUUAAAACUCUUCCUUCAAACAUUGACUCCAUCUUUCUUCCUCCAAUCAGCAAAGAACAAUUUCUCCAAGGACUACACUUGGGACUCCAAAUUCAACUCACAGUUACUCUUUCUCUCCCAUCAAUACACGAGGUUCUCAGAUCCUUGUCAUCUAAAGUCCGUUUAACUGCACUUGUGGCUGAUGCUUUCGCAUUCCAAGUCUUGGAAUUUGCAAAGGAGCUCCACUCCUUGUCCUAUAUUUACUAUCCUGGUUCAGCUAUGGUAUUGUCACUGAACUUACAUCUGCCAAAACUUGAUGAGGAGGUUUCAGGUGAGUUUAAGGAUCUGGCGGAACCUAUAAAGUUACCAGGUUGUGUACCACUCUUGGGGGUUGAUUUUCCUUCCCUAACCCAAAAUCGAUCAAGUGAAGCUUACAAGAGUUUGCUUGAACGCGCCAAAGCGAUGGUUAUAGCUGAUGGGAUUAUCAUGAACACCUUUUUAGAAAUGGAACCAGGUGCUAUAAGAGCAUUGGAAGAAUCGGUAAAUGGGAAGAUCAAACUGUACCCUGUGGGACCCUUUACACAGAAAGGGUCAAACAAUGAGGAUGAUGAGUGUUUAAGAUGGUUGGACAAGCAGCCAGCUUGUUCAGUGUUGUAUGUUUCUUUUGGAAGUGGUGGAACACUGUCUCAACACCAGAUCGACGAGCUAGCUUUGGGUUUGGAAUUGAGUGGUCAAAGGUUCUUAUGGGUUUUGAGAGCACCAAGUAAUCUACCUAAUUCUGCUUACUUUGAGACUGUUAUUAUUUUAUAAUAUUGCAAAAGAUAAGUAACGUUGGUGCAUUCCGCAAUUUCCUCGGACGGUUUCUAUCAAUGUCAGUUUUGUUGCCUAAUUUUUCCCACAAGGCACGCUGUA